This is a messenger RNA of Xenia sp. Carnegie-2017, 462 nucleotides long. RefSeq lists its product as uncharacterized. Bases 1 to 462 code for a protein of 153 amino acids. NCBI's taxonomy places the organism in Eukaryota, Metazoa, Cnidaria, Anthozoa, Malacalcyonacea, Xeniidae. Gene Ontology annotation, molecular function: catalytic activity. The transcript has a single exon. The record is from RefSeq and is a predicted model, not a curated record.
AUGGCGGAAUUAACUACUCUAAUUAACAUCUAUAAACCACCGAAUGAGAACUGGCCAUCACCACCUCUACCACACAUCAGUCACCCUACAGUUGUCACAGGUGAUUUCAACAGGCAUCAUUUAGACUGGGGUUACAGAACGAACAAUACAGCUGGUGAAGACAUCAGCACAUGGACAUUACAAAAUAAUAUGCAUCUAUUGUUUGAUCCGCGAGAAAAGGGCACUUUCUUCUCUGCAAGAUGGCAAAGAGAAUACUCUACUGACCUAAUAUUCGUAUCCAAGGAUAACGAUGACAUACCACUCUAUUCCUCUCGUCAAGUCCUCGGUUCAUUCCCCAAAAGCCAACACAGACCUCUUCUUAUCACAAUAGGUCUAAAUAUUCCCAUCACACCAUCUCUCCCUAAACCUAGAUGGAAUUUCCAAAAAGCAAAUUGGAGUGAUUUCAAUAAGCCCAUAGAGUGA